Onychostoma macrolepis is the source of this 2564-nucleotide messenger RNA. RefSeq names its product BCL10 immune signaling adaptor (gene bcl10). Gene Ontology annotation, cellular component: CBM complex; cytosol. Gene Ontology annotation, molecular function: protein kinase B binding; kinase activator activity; transcription coactivator activity. The record is from RefSeq and is a predicted model, not a curated record. The transcript has 3 exons. The coding region runs from base 712 to 1458 and encodes 248 amino acids. Gene Ontology annotation, biological process: canonical NF-kappaB signal transduction; adaptive immune response; apoptotic process. Lineage: Eukaryota; Metazoa; Chordata; Actinopteri; Cypriniformes; Cyprinidae.
GUCUGCUACUUUAUUAGUAUUACUAUAUUAAUAACAAUACAAUAUGCAUAAUUAUAAGCAUCUAACCCUAUAUAGUAAGUACAUGUUGCUCAGUACUUAAUUGAAUAAUUACACUGUAAAAAAAGACAUGCAUGCAACCUAAUUGCCAGAUUCCAAGUAUGUAAAUAAACAAAUAAAGAAUCCUGAAAUAUGGUAAAAGGAACAGAUCAGAAGAACAUUCAGAAGUAUCAGAAAAAUCAUCAAAUGAGUCCUGAUAUGAUUCAUGAGGUGCAAAACACACCAAAGGUAUGUUGAUGUUACACACUGAGCUAUAAACAGUUAUGCCAUUCAGUUCUGGGUGAGUCCUUUUAUUCAGCUCGGUGAAAUGUUGCGGAAUAAAUCGGAAAAACCCGUGCGUAACUUGUUAUGCUGCACUUCACGUGUGAUAUAUAUACUUCUUCAUAAAGCGCUGCAUGGAGAUGAAGCUCGUGCAUUGUGACGCAAGUGCGCCUGUGCAUGCAUCAAAUAAGGAAGUCGUAGAUCCGGUAGUUCCCCUUAACUGUAAGCUAAAUAUUAAGAUAGUUCGGUCAAAAACCAGUUCAAGCUUCGUCGUCGCAUGUUCAAAAAGUCUAGCCUUUUCAUGCGUUUCCCGUCUUUAAUGUGGAGUUCGUAGUCAGAUUUUUUUACCGAAACUAGUUGAAAACUCGAAAAAGGUGAAAAGCAGACAACAGGAUGGAUGUUACUCACCUGACGGAGGACGAAAUGGCCGAUAUAAAGAAGGAAGCCAUAGACAGGUUACGACCAUACCUGGUGGAUAAGAUCAUCGCAGAGCGGCACUUUGAUUACUUGCGUUCGAAGAAAAUCCUGACCAGAGAGGAUACAGAGGAGAUCAGCUGCAGAACCACGAGAGGGAAACGCACUAGCAAGCUGCUGGAUAUCCUCGCAGAAAACCCACAGGGUUUAGACAUGCUUAUUGAGUCCAUCAAAUGGGGCCGAACGCUCAACUUCAUCAUCGCAAAGAUCACUGAUGAGGUGCAGCGCGUGAAAAACGAGCGACUGGAAGCUUUAAAAGGGUCCUCUGCAAAUUCAGGGUAUUCAAGCACAAAAGGAGCAACCAAUGACUUCUCCAAAAUGGACUCGGACUAUGACAAGUACUCCACUAUAUGCUACCAUCCAGAAGGAGAACGAAGUCCGUCGUCCUCUGUCGCUACGGGAUCCUUUAACCUGCGUUACGGAUCGGGUCGAGGGAACGAGGCUCUGUCGAUCUGCGGAGGCGCUGGGAGCAUAAAUGUGUCCUCCACCAUCUCAUCAAGCCUGCCUAAACCUGGAGACCCUGGAGCUCCAGCGCUACCCGAGGAGCCUGAUAUGGACGUCCAGGAUAUAGAUGCUGCUGUUUGUGGAAGUACAGGAAGUAGCGGGGAUGCUAAUUUCCAGCCGCUGCGCUCACGUUCUUUGUCUCCGAUGUCUUCCAUGUCAUAGCGCAACCUUUCGACGCAAUCACCUGCAUUCCAUCAAUGUGUGAGAUGCAGAACAUUCUCCAAAACAAUAGUCUUUCAGAUGUCUCUCACCAGCACUGUCACACUGCAAAUCUUUUUUUCUGCUUGUUAAAUUUGCUUAAUUAAAACGAGUUUACGCUGAACAUUUUGUUUCUGCUUGCUUUAAAUGUGUCCAAUCAUAUAGAAAUUAAUUUGACUUCAUUUGCAUUAAAAAGGUAUUCAUUUUAAUGCAUUAUGUCAUUUCAUAAAUAAUUGUAACCAAGUUAAAAUGCAUUGUAAUAUUUGAAGGCUUGUUUGUCAUGUGUUACACUUUCUAAAGGUGUAACAAUGAAUAGAAAAGCAUAGUAUUAUAACUGUGGUUUCAAUUAUUCAUGAAAUCAUGCAAUGCAUUAUAAGGUGCAUUACAAAUGCAUUAAAACUAAGGCUUCAAGUAAAGUGCUACUUUUUUUUUUUUACCAUCUAAAAAAACUGUUUUUAGCAUUAACUCAAACUGGGCAGUGGAUUUUAAGUUCCCUGCGUAUUUUGCAUAGGGCUGGAUCAGGACAGUAAAUGUUGCUUAUUUGAUAUGAGAGUAAAAUGUGUUAUUCUGAGUAAAGGGAAAACCCUGUUGGUGUGUAAUGCUGUUAUGCUGACAUUUAAAAAGUUUCUACAUUGUGUUUUUGUGGUUACCAUUGUGCUGAAGAGUAAAGCUUGUGGGUGGAUCCAUGAUUUAAGUUUUAUAGUAUGUUGUUCCACUCAAUGAGCAAUAAUGCAGUGAUAACAUCAGCGUAGAGUUGCUCACUGCAAACAUUUGCUAUGCCGACUACAGAAAGUGUUUUAAGCGUACAGUAAAAGUCAAGAGUUCCUAAUACUCACUGUUACAAGUAAACAGUUGUGUAACUUAUUGACAAAUAUUAGACUUUAAGUAGCAUGCUGUUAAAUGUAGGUAGUUUUAAACAAAUUGAAUGCAAAUUGUUACAUUCUAUGGGUCAGUUUUUACAGUGGAUUACUGAGGAUCCUUGAAAUAAUGUAAUGAUAAAAGCUGGUUAUUGCUUAACUUUGAGCAUUUUGUUAAUUUUGACUAGUCAACUAAUAAAUUAUUAAAUCAUU